This is a messenger RNA of Dreissena polymorpha, 1379 nucleotides long. Its product is annotated as xylosyltransferase oxt-like. Lineage: Eukaryota; Metazoa; Mollusca; Bivalvia; Myida; Dreissenidae. The transcript is spliced from 5 exons. The coding region runs from base 268 to 714 and encodes 148 amino acids. The record is from RefSeq and is a predicted model, not a curated record.
CUAAAAUUUAUGAAGAACCAGCUUUCCGUACUUAUAUUUUCAUUGAAUUGAUUACGCAAUUUAUGACGUAUCUCAUGUGACGUUAUUUAAAUGACGAAACAAGCUAGACGCUUUGGAUUUAAGGACAACAACAAAUCGGACUUGGAUGGUUUUUAUUUAACAGUUAAUUAUUUUUUAAGCAUCGAACGAUUAUUGUAUGUGUUUACGAUGGAUUAUGAAUAUGAAUAACAGUGUUGGAAUAUAAAACUGGAAUGAAACUGUUCCAAUAUGUUCGUCUACGCUAUCAUUUCAUCCUUUAUCGUGGCCAUAGUGGCUGCCAAUUGUGUGCCCAACCCAUGCCAAAACGGAGGCACAUGCUUUCCUUCUCAUGAACCAAUCGACACUGCAAAAUUUAGCUGCAAAUGUACAUCCGGCUGGGACGGACGUUUUUGCACGAUCCCUUUCCGGUCCAUCGGAUGUUAUAAGGACAGUCUGGCCCGUAUCAUGACUGUCAGACUCCCCGACUCGAAUUCAAACUCGCCUUUGGAGUGCGCCGCUCGCUGCCAUGGUUACCCUUAUAGCGGCACUCAGUUCGGCAUUGAGUGUUUUUGUGGAGACUGUCUGAACGCCACGAAAAGCCCGGAUUCCGAAUGUAACAUGGCGUGUCCUGGGGACAACAGCAAGAAAUGCGGAGGAAACUGGAGGAUGAGCGUCCACAGCAACAGGGAAACGUAAAUGACGACUCAUGGAGAAUGCUAGCGUGGGUCUUAAUCAACGCUGUAUGACCUGAAACAAACCGCCCGAUGGACAUUCUUUGCUUUUGGAAAAUUGUUUGCUUUGUUUGCUUUCGUGCUUUGUAUGGAACACCCGAUGGACAUUCUUUGUUUUGGGAAAAUUGUUUGCUUUGUUUGCUUUCGUGCUUUGUAUGGAACACCCGAUGGACAUUCUUUGCUUUUGGAAAAUUGUUUGCUUUGUUUGCUUUCGUGCUUUGUAUGGAACACCCGAUGGACAUUCUUUGCUUUGGGAAAAUUGUUUGCUUUGUUUGCUUUCGUGCUUUGUAUGGAACACCCGAUGGACAUUCUUUGCUUUGGGAAAAUUGUUUGCUUUGUUUGCUUUCGUCCUUUGUAGGGAACAUAUUUACUAUCACUUUAUCAACUGAUUGAUUUCAGAAAAAUGUGCGUGCAUUCCUUUUUUGCAAAGUAUUUCCCACAAGGAUUUAUAUUAUUUCAUAACGUUGAAAAAUGACAUUUUAGCACAGACAAAUUGACAUGAGUUUAAUAACACUUUUAAUAUACAUAUGCAUUUAUGUAAAAAGUAAUGCAGUUAUGUAAUAAGUAUGAAAAUGAUUACCAAGUCAGAUUCGUCUAUGCUAAUGUAUUCUCUCAAUAAAAGCUUUCUUC